ACGCGCCCACCUGGCGGGCCCUGGCCGGGGACGUGCGAGACUGGGCCGCUGCCAUCCGAGUCGCCGCCCUGGACUGUGCGGAAGAGAAGAACCACGAGGUGUGCCGCGCCUACGAGAUCCACUUCUACCCCACCUUCCGGGGGGCGGACUGGAAGCUGAGAAGCAGACCCAGGUCUGUGUGCGCACGUGUGCGGUCACUCGCCUGCACCCGAGCGCAUCAUGGUGACUUUACAUCUCAGGGAAAAUGCUGAGCUUCUGGAGGUGACCUCUGAGAAGCUUGGAGACCCCCCAGCCUCUCAGCCCUCACAUCCCACGCUCUCUGUGGCGCAGCGUCAGAUGCUUCUCCUCUAAGUGUUGACCUGGUGACAGCCGUGCAUCCGUCUCCUGGCUGGGCCGUGCCCACUGGUCGGCCUGGUGCCCCAGCCCCACCAGAGUCACCCUCCCCUUGAGCCCCGUGUCAAAACGUGUUACUCUUUUAUUUCCCUGUCUUCUUUUGUUUCAGCUUUACACACAGGGCUCUGUGUGCUGUGUGUGAGCUUCGGGCCGCCUCUUUCCUCACAGGAUGUUGCUAGAAUCCCCCGCACGCUGGUAUUUUAAAGCAUUUGCAAAGGACUUUACAACUGGAGAAGAUUUUAAAGGGCCGGACAGAGAGCCGCAGACGGUGCGGCACACGAUGAUCGACUUCCUGCAGAGCCACACGGACGAAGGCAGGCCUCCCGGGUGCCCGUCUUUGAACCCCAUUCGGCCCAGGGACGUUCUUUCUCUCAUUGACAACAGCGGCGGCCAUUACGUGGCUGUCUUAUUUGAAAGCAACAGCUCCUACGUUGGACGUGAGGUGAUCUUAGACUUGAUUCCCUACGAGAACAUCGAGGUGAAGAGAGCGCUGGGCUGGGAUAAAGCCUUUCUGCAGAAGCUCGGUGUUUCUUCUGUCCCCUCGUGUUACUUGAUUUACCCAAACGGGUCCCACGGAUUAGUUACCGUCGGGAAGCCUCUCCGAUCGUUUUUCUCCUCUUAUUUGAAGUCAUUGCCGGAUGUGAGGAAGAAAUCGCUUUCAUUGCCUGAGAAACCCAGCAAAGAAGACACCUCUGAAGCCGUGGUGUGGAGGGAAUUUGACAGGUCGAAGCUGUACGCGGCUGACCUGGAAUCGGGGCUGCACCACCUCCUGAGGGUGGAGCUGGCAGCCCGCAGGUCCCUGGCCGGGGCCGAGCUGAAGACACUCAAGGACUUCGUCACCGUCCUGGCCAAGCUGUUCCCCGGGCGGCCACCGGUCAGGAAGCUGCUGGAGACGCUGCAGGAGUGGCUGGCCAGCCUGCCCCUGGACAGGAUCCCCUACGACGCCGUCCUCGACCUGGUCAACAACAAGAUGCGGAUUUCUGGAAUAUUCCUUACUAAUCACAUAAAGUGGGUUGGAUGUCAAGGAAGCCGACCAGAGCUGAGGGGCUACACGUGUUCUCUGUGGAAAUUGUUCCACACUUUGACUGUUCGAGCUGGGACCCAUCCAAAAGCGCUGGACGGCACAGGGUUUGAAGACGACCCCCAGGCAGUGCUGCAGGCCAUCAGGAGGUACGUUCACGUCUUCUUCGGGUGUAAGGAAUGCGGUGAGCAUUUUGAGGAAAUGGCUAAAGAAUCGAUGGAUUCCGUGAAAACCCCGGACCAGGCAAUCCUCUGGCUUUGGAAGAAGCAUAACGUGGUCAACAGCCGCUUGGCAGGCCACCCGAGUGAGGACCCGAAGUUCCCAAAGGUUCCGUGGCCCACUCCGGACCUCUGCCCGGCCUGCCACGAGGAGAUCAAGGGCCUGACCAGCUGGAACGAAGACCAGGUGCUCUUGUUCUUGAAGCGGCACUACGGCAGCGACAACCUCGAGGACAAGUACUCCUCGGACUUGGGAGACGCCGGUGAAGGCGCCCCGGCCACGGGCGCGGAGCGGGCGGGGGGCCACGCUUCCCCAGGGCAGCCGCCCGCAGACCAAGGUGCCGAGAGUCUCCGUCCUCCCGGCGUGCUGCCCCCCAGGCCUCGCCUGUCAGAGAGGUCGCAGCAGGCGCUGGACGUGAAGCUCGGGAGUCUGAGCGGGGCCGAGGGCCGCCGGGGGGUGGGGGCGGGGGCGGCCUUCCUGGGGACGGGCUUCUCCAGCCUGGACAUGAGCCUGUGUGUCGUGCUCUACGUGGCCUCGUCCUUGUUCCUCAUGUUCAUGUACUUCUUCUUCCGGGUGCGGUCCAAGCGGUGGAAGGUCAAGCACCACCACCCAUCCGUGUAGGACGCGGCGAGACCGCGGAACCGCCUUCAGAAAGCCUGCAGCUUUAAUCUUCAGAUCAGGGAUUCGGUCAACACGUCGGGCCUGGUGUUGCCUCCAUGGCGCCCUCCAUUCCCCCACGUGCUCUCCCUGCAGGGGACGCACCCGGCACGUGGCGAGACUGUUUGCACUCCUGGGGCCCUCAGGUGGCGCCUUGCACAGAUCCUGGAGCGGAAAGCCUUGUCUGCUCUUACUCUUCCAGGUCUGAAAAAGAAGUGGGGAGGCCAGGCCCCACGAACAGAGCUUUGCCGCCCGCUUUCAGCUCGAGUUGCUAGACUGCAAGGCCUCGCUCUGGGAUCUGGAGAAAACGCACUCUCUUCCCUCCCCCGCUGGGGCCUCCGGACGCCUCGCCUUCCCGCUGCUCCUCGAAGCCAGUGACCUCAGUGGUUCACUCGUGUUUGUGCUUUUCAGCCGCUCGGUUGUUUCUGCUUGAGGCAAGAGAACGUCUCCGGGCGCCAAGGCGGCUCCGGACCGGGGAAGGGAAGCCCCUUAGUCAGUCGUCCCGGGCUCUGCAGACGUGGAGAUGAGAGUGUGGAGGGGAAGGGGGGCCGGUGGGUUUGCGGGGCAGGGUGGUGCCCCUCUAGUCUCCAGGGGCAUCGUCUGUGCUUGUUAAUCUGGUGACCAGAGGCCGUAAGCGAAUCCCAGUCUGUGUCCACUGUGGGAGGGGAGGGCCUUUGGGGAGGGGGCUGCCUUCAGGAUCUCUGAAGAGAUCCUGUGUCGUCAUCCUCCAGCACCUGCCAGUCCCCGUGAGAACCUAGGGCUCGGUGUGAGGGAGCCGGUGGCGCCCGGGGCAGACUGUGGUCUGGGCCAAGCUUCAUUUGCCUGGGGCUGUUUCACCAUGGGUCCUGGUGCAGGGCCCCAGUGCCCCAGGCUUCGAUGAUUAAUUUGCUAACAUUGAAUGGUUUUAACACAUUAUUUGUAAAACCCAAAACAUUUGGAAGUAAAUUUGCCUCUGAAAAUGUAAACAAAGAAACAGAACAAACUAUGGCAGGGAACAUUUCCUUUGAGAUCCUUUGUGGCUUUGUUGGUUUGUCUCACGGGCUCAGAUGUAUCCAUGUGCGCGCGCGUGCGCGUGUGUAUGUGUCUGUGUGUGUGAUGGUUGUAACAGUGUUUCGUACUCUGCCUGUUCCACGCUCCAGUUGUGUGUUUACUAAGUACCGUUGACCAUGUGACCAUGUAACGCUGAUGUGACCGUUGCAGCUUAGGGAGAAUAGGGGGCUGAUUGCUUGAACAACUCGCAUGAGCUUCCUGGUCAC
Lagenorhynchus albirostris (white-beaked dolphin) is the source of this 3546-nucleotide messenger RNA. RefSeq names its product quiescin sulfhydryl oxidase 2 (gene QSOX2). The record is from RefSeq and is a predicted model, not a curated record. Gene Ontology annotation, molecular function: protein disulfide isomerase activity; flavin-dependent sulfhydryl oxidase activity. The transcript has 13 exons. NCBI's taxonomy places the organism in Eukaryota, Metazoa, Chordata, Mammalia, Artiodactyla, Delphinidae. Bases 563 to 2254 code for a protein of 563 amino acids. Gene Ontology annotation, cellular component: Golgi membrane. Gene Ontology annotation, biological process: protein folding.